AGAGUACGCAACACCCGAUGCCGUGAAGUUGUUUACGAUACUCGGCUAACUUCAGUCGUAUUUUGAUGUCAACUGAACUAAAAAGUGCUGUGCGAAAAAAAAGUCAAAUCCGGAUGAAAACAAAGAAAUUACGAUGUCUAGACGUCAAAGAAAAAGCGAAAGAAGUCUUUGUACUCCAGAACAGUGGCUCAACGCUAAAACACGCGUUGAGGCAGGCGAAUCAAAGAGGUCAGUUGCUAAAUCCUUGGGGAUGCAUGAAGCCACCUUGCGUAAGAGGCUGAAGAGAUCCUCUCCAGCUGCAAGUUUGGGUAGGUACUCACAAACCUUUUCCAGUUAAAUGGAAACAGAGCUCUGCAAUUAUAUAAAAAAAAUAGAUAACAUGUUCUAUGGAUUAACAACUCAAAAAAUACGAGAAAUUGCUUAUGAUUUUGCUGAAAAGAAUGGAUUAGAACAUCGUUUCAAUAAAGAAAAAAAAAUGGCUGGUACAGAGUGGCUCCGACUUUUUUUGAAACGGCACCCAGAUUUGUCGUUACGAGCACCUACUUCCACCAGCGUCGCUCGUGCAAUAGGCUUUAAUAAGCCCCAAUGCGAUCGCUAUUUCGAAAAUCUGGCGAAAUUGUUAGACUCAUACAAGUUCCCUCCUCAUGCAAUUUAUAAUAUGGACGAAACCGGAAUUUCCACAGUGCCAAAUAAAGCUCCAAAGGUGAUAUCUAUAAAAGGGAAGCGUUGCGUGAACAAGAUUUCCAGUGCUGAACGUGGCAUCAAUGUAACCCUCGUGAAUGCAGUUAAUGCAGCAGGGAAUUUUAUACCACCAGCCUUCAUAUUUCCACGCAAACGUAUGAAGGCCGAGCUUUUGGAUGGAGCCCCACCUUCCUCUAUAGGAAUGGUGUCAGAUUCGAGUUACAUCAACAGUUCUUUGUUUGUCGAUUGGUUAUCUCAUUUUAAAUACCACGCAAAACCUUGCAAAGAUAAUCCAGUACUAUUAAUACUCGAUAACCACACGUCACACUGCACAUUAGACGCGGUCAAUUUUUUCCGGGAAAACCACAUUCACGCCUUGACAAUCCCUCCUCACAGUAGUCAUAAAACUCAACCACUCGAUCGCUGCAUCCAUAACAGCCUCAAAAUUUUUUAUGCAUCAGAGUGUGAAAAAUGGUUGCGUAACCAUCCUGGUCGAGUGAUAACCGUUUAUCAGAUUGCUCAAAUAUUGACUCCGGCUUACCUUAAAGCGGCUACCCCGGCAAAUGGCAUCCAGAGUUUCAAGAUAUCCGGAAUUCAACCGUUCAACCCGGACAUUUUUGGAGAAGAAGAUUUCUUAGCUAGUGCAGUGACAGAAAGACCACUGACAGAAUCUCUUUCAACACAGAUUCCUCAAUCGGCUGAUGAUCUGCCAGAAAAUAUGCCUUUGCCAGAAUUCGAUGAAACACAUGUUUCUCAAUCAGCUGAUGAUCUGCCUGAAAACAUGCCUUCGGCAGAAUCUAAUGAAACACAGAUUUCCCAACUGACUGAUGAUUUGGUACUAAAUGUUGACCUAGAGAAUAAUGAUCCCAGAAAUUCUCCACAACCCUCGUGCUCAAACAAUUCUACUUCAUAUGUUCAGCCGUUCGUUGAGACAGAUAGAGCGCGAACACCACUUGCCAGUAUCUAUGUUCAAAGCACCGGAUCGCCUCACAUACCGCUUGAAGAUUUAGCUCCCCUACCACGAGCUGAAUGUCUGUCAAGAUCUAACCGUAAAAGGGCAAAAUCUGAUAUUUUGAGUGGGUCGCCAUAUAAGUUGGCUCUCGAGGAGUCCUUGGCUUCAAAGAAAGAACCUAAAAAUGUACUGAAGAUAAAACUAAAGACUGGUCGAAGACCAAAUUCUAAACCUGUUUCUAAAAAAGGCAAACAAAAUUUUAAAGUGCCAAAGAGUAUUCCCAAAAAAAAAGUUUGGAGAUGCCCAGCAUGCACUGAAAUAUACGUAGACCCCCCCGCAGAAGAUUGGAUAGGUUGCUCAAAAUGUUCCGAAUGGUGGCAUGAGGCUUGUACGAAUUACGAGGGUCGAGGAAAUUUUAUUUGCCGCCUCUGCAAGUAAGAAAAAAGUAAUGGAAGAUCUGCGUACUCUUGUCGACGUAUUUGCGUACUCUUAUCCAAUAGUACUUGUAAGAGUACGCAAUUCACAAUUUUGAUUAUUUUGAUUUUUA
Molecule: messenger RNA, 2180 nt
Organism: Amyelois transitella
Lineage: Eukaryota; Metazoa; Arthropoda; Insecta; Lepidoptera; Pyralidae
Exons: 2
Coding region: 338-2071 (577 amino acids)
Cellular component (GO): nucleus
Molecular function (GO): DNA binding
Source: RefSeq, a predicted model, not a curated record